AUGACUUUACUGGACGAACAAGUUAAAUCUGAGCUUACCAAAAUGCAAGCUUUUAUUGAAAAAGAAGCAAAAGAAAAAGCAAAAGAAAUAAAAUUAAAAGCAGAUGAAGAAUAUGAAAUAGAAAAAUCAUCAACUGUUAGAUUAGAAACAUCAGCAAUUGAUUCAACAUAUGAACAAAAAUUAAAAAAAGCAAGUUUAGCACAACAAAUUACAAAAUCAACAAUUGGAAAUAAAACAAGAUUAAGAAUUUUGGGAGAAAAAGAUCAAAUUUUGAAUCAAAUUUUUGAAGAUGCUGAAAAAGAAUUGAGAACUAUAACAGAAAACAAAGAAAAAUAUAAACCCGUCUUGGUUGGAUUAAUUGAAGAAGGUAUAUUAACAUUAUUAGAACCAGUAGUAAGUUUAAGAGUUAGAAAAGAAGAUGUUGAAAUUGCAAAAGAAGCAGCAAAAGAAGCUAGUAAAAAUUAUGAAGAAAAAUCAGGUGAACAUGUUGAUAUAACUGUUGAUGAAAAAGAUUUCUUAAACAAAGAUUUAGCUGGUGGUGUUGUUAUUGUAAAUGGUACUGGAAAAAUCGAAGUUGAUAAUACUUUGGAAGAAAGAUUAAAAAUUUUACAAGAAGAAGCUUUACCUGCUAUAAGGUUAGAAUUGUUUGGUCCUUCAUUAACUAGAAAAUUCUUUGAUUAG
Messenger RNA from Lodderomyces jiufengensis, 681 nucleotides. RefSeq names its product H(+)-transporting V1 sector ATPase subunit E (gene VMA4). The coding region runs from base 1 to 681 and encodes 226 amino acids. Gene Ontology annotation, molecular function: proton-transporting ATPase activity, rotational mechanism. The transcript is spliced from 2 exons. Lineage: Eukaryota; Fungi; Ascomycota; Pichiomycetes; Serinales; Debaryomycetaceae. Gene Ontology annotation, cellular component: proton-transporting two-sector ATPase complex, catalytic domain. The record is from RefSeq and is a predicted model, not a curated record. Gene Ontology annotation, biological process: proton transmembrane transport.